Suillus subalutaceus is the source of this 775-nucleotide messenger RNA. RefSeq lists its product as uncharacterized. Bases 126 to 539 code for a protein of 137 amino acids. The record is from RefSeq and is a predicted model, not a curated record. NCBI's taxonomy places the organism in Eukaryota, Fungi, Basidiomycota, Agaricomycetes, Boletales, Suillaceae. The transcript has 3 exons.
AUUGAUAUUAACUGUGACCUGAUCCAUGUCUCGUUGCAGUGGAAGAAGUAAUAACUCCGAACGUCCAGUACUGCACGUUUUUUUUCGAGAUAGGGCCUAAGGAUGCGAUCUAUUGGGCUAUCCCCAUGGUGUGCUUUGAUAUCGUCCUAGUUAUUCUCGCGGCUGCCAGACUCGCAAAACACACCGAAGAGCGGAAGAAGAUGAAAGUGAGGCCUAAUGCAUCUAUAUCGAUGAUUGUUCGACUUCAUAUUAUGUGCUUCGUGCUGAACUUGCUGAGCCAAAUAUUUCUGGUGAUGAUGUGGGCUCAGAUCUCUGUCCAAGUGAUGAAUCUCGCAGAGCUCUUCAACUCUGUCGUGCCAUAUGUUGUCGCGCCGCGUUUCAUCAUCAGCAUCUGGGAUACGCAUGCCUAUGACAAGUGCGUAUAUGUCAGUAAGGCAUUCGAGGAUUGUGGCUGUUGGACUUCGCAGCGGAUGGCAUUCGAGGAGCAUGAAAUGUAUUCUGAGAUAGAAUCUGAGACGGGAGGUUCUUGCAUCGCAUGAUUUUGGCGUACUGCUUGCGGGCGAGUGGUGGCGGAAUCAACUUCGGACGAGCUCUAUGACGAGAUUUUAAUUGGGCAAGCGUAGGACUAAAAGUAUCGAACAAAGAAGAUACUACAGUAGUAGGUUUAGUACUAGUCAAGAUAUCAUUAUAUGAAUAUGUAGCGAAGCAUAUCGAGGGUACAGUGAUCAAUAAAAAUGCCAGUCCUCUUGAAACUUUGCAAGGUCUGAUUCUGGUG